AUGACUUCGCUCUUUGAUCUGAAUGCGGCUGCCGCUGUCAAGGACUAUUCUGUCAAGCCUAAGCUAUCGUACAGCACUGUGAAUGCAAUCACUGGUCCUUUGGUGAUCCUUGAUAAUAUCCGCAGCCCAAAAUAUAAUGAAAUUGUGAACCUGAAUUUACCGGAUGGAUCUGUUCGAUCUGGUCAAGUUUUAGAAGUCGCUGGUUCGAAAGCCAUCGUUCAAGUUUUCGAAGGUACAUCUGGUGUCGAUGUCCGAAAGACUAGCAUAGACUUUUCGGGACAUUCUAUGCGAAUCCCCGUCUCUGAAGACAUGCUUGGACGUGUUUUCAACGGUUCAGGUGUCCCCAUCGAUAAGGGUCCCAGCUUGCUGGCCGAAGACUAUUUAGACAUCAAUGGGUCUCCUAUCAAUCCAUAUGCUCGUAUCUAUCCAGAAGAAAUGAUUCAAACUGGUAUUUCCUCUAUUGACGGUAUGAACAGUAUAGCUCGUGGUCAAAAAAUUCCCAUUUUUUCUUCUGCUGGUCUUCCUCACAAUGAAAUUGCUGCCCAAAUUUGUCGUCAAGCUGAUUUGGUCAAAAGACCCACAAAAGACGUCCAUGAUGGUCAUGAAGACAACUUCUCUAUUGUUUUCGCCGCCAUGGGUGUUAACUUGGAAACAGCCCGUUUCUUCCAGCGUGAUUUUGAAGAAAACGGUUCUCUUGAACGUGUAACACUUUUCCUCAAUUUGGCUAACGAUCCUACCAUUGAGCGAAUCAUUACUCCCCGUUUGGCUCUUACAGCUUCAGAGUUUUUGGCUUAUCAAACUGAAAAGCAUGUUCUUACCAUUCUUACGGAUAUGACUUCCUACGCUGAUGCACUACGAGAGGUUUCUGCUGCUCGUGAGGAAGUCCCUGGUCGUCGUGGUUAUCCUGGUUACAUGUAUACAGAUUUGUCAACUAUUUAUGAGCGUGCUGGCCGUGUUGAGGGUCGUAAUGGUUCUAUAACUCAAAUUCCCAUCUUAACUAUGCCUAACGAUGAUAUUACUCACCCUAUUCCAGACUUGACAGGUUAUAUUACAGAGGGUCAAAUUUUCGUUGACCGACAACUUCAGAAUAAUGGUAUUUAUCCUCCUAUUAAUGUUUUACCUUCACUCUCGAGAUUGAUGAAGUCUGCUAUUGGUGAAGGAAUGACCCGCAAUGAUCAUGGCGACGUUUCCAACCAACUUUAUGCGAUGUAUGCUGUCGGUCGUGAUGCUGCUUCCAUGAAAUCUGUAGUCGGUGAAGAGGCUUUAUCUCAAGAAGAUCGUUUGGCCCUUGAGUUUUUGGGUAAAUUCGAGAAAACCUUUGUCAAGCAGGGUGCCUAUGAGAACCGCUCCAUUAUUGAGACUUUAGACUUGGCUUGGUCUCUUCUUCGUAUUUUCCCUCGUGAAAUGCUUACACGUAUUCCCAAGAAAAUUCUGGAUCAAUACUAUACUAGAUCAUCCAAAGACGUACUUGACAACUCUGAAGAUUCUUAA
Schizosaccharomyces osmophilus is the source of this 1491-nucleotide messenger RNA. RefSeq names its product V-type ATPase V1 subunit B (gene vma2). Gene Ontology annotation, biological process: ATP metabolic process; proton transmembrane transport. Gene Ontology annotation, molecular function: ATP binding; proton-transporting ATPase activity, rotational mechanism. The coding region runs from base 1 to 1491 and encodes 496 amino acids. Gene Ontology annotation, cellular component: proton-transporting V-type ATPase, V1 domain. The transcript has 5 exons. Lineage: Eukaryota; Fungi; Ascomycota; Schizosaccharomycetes; Schizosaccharomycetales; Schizosaccharomycetaceae. The record is from RefSeq and is a predicted model, not a curated record.